GCUGUGAAGCGUUUCCUGAAGCGAGGGCAGAGCGGCUCCUGCACGCUAAGGACUUGUUGGCUGGCAAUGUCAGACUUCCGGAAAACGGGGGAUUACCUGAGGAAGAAAUACAACGGGGCCAUCCAGGUGACGAUGAACCAGGAUGGCACCGGCUUCACGGUGGCCAACAAGAACUUCAGGAAGCCCACGAAAACAGAUCUGGUGUACUUUGAGAACUCGCCCGAUUACUGCGUGAUGGACAAGUCAGCAGGCUCGCUGGGCACGGCCGGGCGGUACGACACCACCCGCGUCACACGCGUCACCAAGUGCGAGUGCAAGUUCCACUGGUGCUGCGCCGUGCGCUGCAAGGAGUGCGAGGACACGGUGGACGUGCACACGUGUAAAGCCCCCAAACGGGCCGAGUGGCUGGACCAGACCGGAGGAGCCAGGAGCACGGAGGGAAGGAUCCACUGCCACCCCCCCGGCAAUUUUUAA
Pterocles gutturalis (yellow-throated sandgrouse) is the source of this 474-nucleotide messenger RNA. Its product is annotated as protein Wnt-2b-like. Lineage: Eukaryota; Metazoa; Chordata; Aves; Pterocliformes; Pteroclidae. Gene Ontology annotation, cellular component: extracellular region. Gene Ontology annotation, biological process: canonical Wnt signaling pathway; multicellular organism development; cell fate commitment. The record is from RefSeq and is a predicted model, not a curated record. Gene Ontology annotation, molecular function: frizzled binding; cytokine activity.